GGCAAUAAAUGCUUCUCAUCAUUGUGGAGGAAUCAUGGCCCACAUUAUUUUAGUUUUAGUUUUGGAGUGGCCUUUGACUAGGGGGGAGUUACUUUUUCCACACAGGCCCCCUUGAUAAAUUAAAUCAUAAUUUAAAAACUGCAUUUUGGAUUUACUCUUAUCUUUGACAGGAAGGGGGAAAAUACUUUUCUUAGAGUAUAUGUGAACACGCGUUUUAUUGGGAUUCUGCUUACAGUGUGCAUCAACAGGUGGAUAAAUCAGCUGGUUUAGGAUGGUUAUCUGAAGCAGCCAAUCAUCUGGCUCGCCUUCUUCCCUUUUACGAUUUGAUGUUUGAGAGUGAGCGCGUGCAAGAAUGCACGAUUCAGCGUUUUUUCCCCCUGAAUAGACUAAAUGAAAAGGUCCAGGUGAGAGCUGUGGAUUCAAACACGGCACACGGCACGCGGUCAGAGUCCCCACACAGCCUGUCCUUCACUCACACACUUUAUAAAGGUCAUUAUUGUACUGAUGGUGUUGUGAUUAUAGCCUGUUGUGACAGAGGCGGGUUUAGGAUCGGGCCACGCGCUGAUUGGACAUGAUGACCCCCCUGUGGCACUGUGCUUCCGUUUAGUGCGUACGCGCAGGCGCAGCGACCCCUCUCUCUUCUGAUUUUUAUUUACUCCCGAAACCCAAGAUGGCUCCUGUGAAUGUCUCAGUCCCAUAGCAAAUCGAGGAUGCGAGUAGCUGCCGAAAAAACAACUUUUCCCCGAGCGUCGCAUCCCCUGGAGUUUAAUCCGUAUGCCGCGGAGGAGGCUGUAACGUCCGCGUAGGCACCGAGCAGCCGUCGGAGCUCCGCGAAACCGCCUUCAAUCCACCAAUUUGGAGUAGUUUCGCGAAGUAGCUCUUCUCCUCGCUGUCGCUGUCUGUCCGGAGCGAGGUUCAGGCAGGCAGCUCAUCCAAAUGGCCGAACCGAGAAAAGUGCAGUUUGUCACCCUCUCGGCCUUCGCAGCUGGAGCCGCCGCGGAGUCCAGGAAACGGCGGCUGGAGGAUGAGGCCGACUUCAACUUCGACAGAGCCGGGGAGGUCGAGGCAGCGACCGGGGCAGGAGGUGCCGCCAGCAACGGUCGCCUCGUUAAAACCGGCGACAGGGACAAGGCUGCAGCCGAAAAGAGGGCGACCGUGAGGCUAAACCUGCCCCUGUCCGAGCCUGACGACCGCUCGUCCGCCGAGUUUAAUUACGGGGAACUCAUCCAGAACCUCCAGGCAAAGAAUAAUGCUCCAAGUUUGACUUCAGCCCGCAAUCCCGAUGACCCCUUCAAUGAUGAGGAGAGAGAGCGGCUCCAGGUUGAAGCCCUGGCUAAGAAGUUUGAAAAUAAAUAUGGGAACGUGGGGAAGAAGAAGAGGAAGGAUCGAAUGCAAGAUCUGAUCGAUAUUGGGUUUGGCUACGAUGAGACAGACCCCUUUAUAGACAACUCUGAGGCUUAUGACGAGCUGGUGCCCGCCUCGCUCACCACAAAGCUGGGGGGAUUUUACAUCAACACUGGCACGCUGCAGUUCAGAGCGGCCUCUGAAUCAGAGGGAGAGGAGGACAAGAAGCUGAAUGACAACAGCGAGCAGGUGAUCAAGAGGAGGAAGAAGAAAGAAGGAAACGCUCUGGAGGAGAAGAGCACGAAGAAGAAUAAAGUACCCAAACAGGGAGAGAAUGGCAUACUGGGAGUCGGUGUGCCAACUCAUAAAGCGGGAGGAGGAGGUGGCCAAGGGCGUGGCCCGGGGCCCUCCAGCAGACUGUUUUCGCCGCCUCCGCUUCCCAAUGGACUGCCCGCUCCUCUUAUUAAACGCAUCGAGGACCUGCGGGUGGCUUCGCGGCAGUUUGAUCAGGAGGGCAGGAAGAAAUUUUUCACCCUGGACAUGAAUAACAUUCUCCUGGAUAUUGAGCUGCAGGUCCAAGAGCAGCCUCCCGAGGUGCGCUCAGAAAUCUACUCCCACAUGGAGGCGUUUGUGCCGUGCAACAAAGAGGCGCUCCUCAAACGCCUGAAGAAGCUCAGCCUGAACAUCCAGGACGAUCGACUGCGGACGCCACUUUUGAAGCUGAAGCUAGCAGUGUGCAGUGUGAUGCCUGAGCAGAUAGCGAAAUAUAACAUGGAGUGCAUGGCUAAGGUUGCAAAACAGCAGUCAGAGGAGGGCGAUAAGAACGGCUCAGAGGAGGACGAUGAGGAGAAACCUGGGAAGAGAAUCGUGGGACCUCGGAAGAAGUUUGUCUGGGACGACAAGCUCAGGAACCUGCUGUGCAGCUUAGUGCGAGUGAAGCUGAGCUGCUAUGAGAUGGAGAACCAGUGCUCUCUGUCUGUGGAGGACUACCUCAAGGCUUUCUUAGAGAAUGAGGUCAAACCACUGUGGCCCAAGGGCUGGAUGCAGACCAGGAUCUUGUUCAAGGAGAGCCUUGUUGUUCACAAUCACCUCACUGGAAACCUAGUGAAAAAGAGAAUGGUGCCUGGACCCAAGGCUAAACCCAAGGAGGGCCUUUGGCUCCACAAACCAUCGCUCGGCAUGACCUCCACCCCAUCUCAGCCCACCGCCACAUCUGUUCUGACCUCCAACCGCCAGCCCCUCUCCUCCUCGGAGCCCAUCUGUUUGUCAGACUCUCUGGAUGAAGAUCUGACCGUUCCCUCUCUGGACUCCAUCUCCCAUGCUCUGGCCCUCCUCAGCAAUGCAUCCAAGGGUCCCACAGACAGCCCUUUGUCUCCCCCACCGCUGCAAAUACCAACCUCUUCUCCUCCACCCGUCGCCCCUCACUACCCCUCAGGCUCUCAGCUUUCUGCCUCGUUAGCACAGACAACGCAGCACCAUUCCCUGUCUAAAGUGGAGAGUGCUCCGCUGACAGCUGCAUCUGUUGUGAACUUGCCAACAACAACGCUACCAACCUCCUCUUCUACCUCCUCUUCCUCGUCCCCGGCUGUCUCCUCUCUUGCUCACGUGCAGGCAGCAGGCCUAGCGUUAGCCUCCAGGACUGCAGACGGUCACUAUGGCCCGAUCAAAGGAUCUGGUGUCAUGGGCCAAACCCAGACUCAGAGACAUGUUACCAUGGCGUCACCCAAUCACCGGCCAAGCACAGUGAUGGGGAAGAUGCAUCCGCACCCCUCCCCUUCUCCUCCAAAGCAUCGGCCUCCUCCGACAGCUUCCCCUCUGCUGCCCCCCCAUCAGAAAGGCUUUGCUAGCCCGGUGGGGAUACUGGGAACAAUGGGAGCAAGUCACGCACUGGGAAAGAGCAGCGCCAAAUCCAGCAGCAAUGGCAGCGCUGUUAACAGCAACGUCACAGCUUCCUCCUCCCCUUCCCCUCAGUCCCGCUCCAACUCUACCUCCCACCAUGGCUUGCAGUCCUUUUGCCCCCCGUCACCGGCCACCUCCUCACCCUCGCCAACCUCCCAUACCGCACACUCCGCUCAAGGUAAAUCCCACACACACCUCCACCACCAGCCCAACUUCAUCACACCCAUGCAGGCCACCCUCACCAAGUCCUCGCACAGCAGCAACUCUUCUCCCAUCAUCAAGCUAACCCCUCGGCCUCCCGCCCCCACCCCGCCACCCUCAUCCUCCCCCUCGCCAUCAUCCUCACCGUCAAAUCCGCUUUCCCAUCAAAUAAUCUCCACCCAACAGCAGCAACACCAGUUCUCUCCCAAAACCCCCAAAACUUUCCGGCCCCCCUUCAGUGUAUCAGGUGGCGGGCAGGUGAAACAAACACAGGGCGGCUGCAGCUUCACUGGAGCCCAGAAACCUCAGUCCACCACUAGCAACAGUAGCAUCAACAACAACUCUAACAACAAGGGAGUGGUCUCGACAGUCUGCAGUCAUCCGGACAAAACCCCCCAAUCACCUUCAGUCUCAGCCAGUCACGGGCAGAGGCAGAGGGUGGUGGGUGGGGCCAGCCAGGGCUCAAAGGCUGGAAAUGGUUGGGUGGCUUCAGGAACUUUGGCCACAUCCUCCACAACGUCACACCUCUCACAGGUAUCGACUGCAGGCACUCCCCUCCUGGGCAACCCCUCUGCUUUGCCCCUGGGCUUCGGGAUGUUGGGAGGUCUGGUGCCUGUCUCGCUACCCUUCCAGUUUCCGUCGUUGCUCAAUUUCAGCCCUCCUGGAGCUUCCGGGGCGGCUGGAAUGGGCACAGCACCCAGCUCCAACUCAGGAUACCCGUUAGCACAGAGCGACCUAAUGGAUCUGUAUAAGAGUCUCCAGUCAGGGUCACAGGCUGCCCUACCUCCUCACUUGCAGCUUGCUUUUUCAGAUGCGAACCAAAGCCAGGGUGGAGACAUGAAGAGGAAAUCCCACUGAACAAUAACAGCACAGGAGACAGACAGACGUCACAUCCUCGCCUCCUGGCCACAACCACCAACGGACUCUUCGGCUUGAUUGACUGACGUGAUGCGGUAUGAAGGGGGGAGGGGGUGUUGCUCCCUCGCCUCCUUUUAAAAAAAAACAAACAAACAAAAAGAGGACAUAAAAGAGUUUAUCUCCGCUACGAGUGGCAAUGAUUUAAUUUAACUGUAUUUUCUAACAAACCGGGUAUGAGAACAAGACGGCGUGAAUGACGAGGACACUUGUUUUUGUUCUGCCUUUUUUUUUCUUUUCUCCUCUUUGUCAACAUGUUUACAUAUGACUGACCUUGAUCACUGUGGAAUGAGUGUGAGCGAGGUGAUGGUACAGAUGAGAGUAGUAGUACACUACAUAAUAUAAUUUGUAUUUAAGCUCAUGUGGAGUAACAGGACUCGUUGUUGCAGUACAGAAAAGGAAAAAAGAAGAAACAGACUGACUAAUGAACUUUUGUUUUUCUGUCUUUCGUGGGAAUCGUCUGUAGAAGUUUAUCGUCGGUCGCCUCUGCUCCCACAAAUGACUGUUAAGUAGUAGCUUAAAUUAAUAUUGAUAAAUUAUUUGUAAUUUACACAGGGACAAAGGUGUGUGUGUGUGUGUGUGUGUGUGUG
Pundamilia nyererei is the source of this 4949-nucleotide messenger RNA. It is a transcript of the gene ubn2a, whose product is annotated as ubinuclein 2a. The transcript has 17 exons. Gene Ontology annotation, cellular component: nucleus. Bases 937 to 4302 code for a protein of 1121 amino acids. Gene Ontology annotation, biological process: chromatin organization. The record is from RefSeq and is a predicted model, not a curated record. NCBI's taxonomy places the organism in Eukaryota, Metazoa, Chordata, Actinopteri, Cichliformes, Cichlidae.